Messenger RNA from Aspergillus piperis CBS 112811, 510 nucleotides. RefSeq lists its product as uncharacterized. Lineage: Eukaryota; Fungi; Ascomycota; Eurotiomycetes; Eurotiales; Aspergillaceae. The coding region runs from base 1 to 510 and encodes 169 amino acids. The transcript has 6 exons. The record is from RefSeq and is a predicted model, not a curated record.
AUGUGGCCUGGUCAUGACAAAUGCCAAUGUGGGUUUGGGACGCCUGCUUCCUUCGGGAUGAACAGCGGAGAGUAUGCUGAAGCUAAAAUUCAAGCUCGAACAUCUCCGCCUGAUCUGCCCGGCGUAUACUUUGGUGUUGUCAAGGGACGAAGCAGGAGACAACAAGUCAGUAUUGGCCUGACAGCUGCCUCUUCGCCGAUCGACCCAAAUGGACUGCCCACUGAUGGUCACAUUCCUCACCCACUGCCGUUGUCGGUGCUGAAUCCGACUAAAUGUUUGCCCGUUUUCGCGACCAGUCGGGGGCUCUCCUGCGCCCUUGCUGGCCAAGGCAGGCAAAUCGCACCCGCUGGGGUCUGCCUCCCUCCAUUUAUCCAUCCGCCCUCCCAGUAUCGGUCACAGCCAGUCAAAGGUGUAUCAAUGCUUGUGCGUGGUCUGAGUGACGCCAUUUUGAUCGCAAUCCCACUCUUUCUGCUGACCGCCUGCAUUUGCGAACGCCAGGGAUGGAGAUAA